This is a messenger RNA of Planococcus citri (citrus mealybug), 1550 nucleotides long. RefSeq lists its product as uncharacterized. The record is from RefSeq and is a predicted model, not a curated record. The transcript is spliced from 8 exons. Lineage: Eukaryota; Metazoa; Arthropoda; Insecta; Hemiptera; Pseudococcidae. The coding region runs from base 530 to 1234 and encodes 234 amino acids.
UUUAAAAUUGCAUUGUGCUUUCAAAAUCAAAAUUGUGUUCUGCUUUUGAAAUCCCAAUUGCGUUUUUUCAAAACCGCGUUGUGCUUUGUUUUUCAAAUUCGCGUUGUGCUUUCUAAAUCAAAAUUGCGUUGUUCUUUUCGAAAUUGGGUUUUACUUUUGUAACAAAAUAAGCGAAGCACACUGUUGCAGCUGCGCUUAGCGCAGCUGUCUAGUUUUAUAUUCACUUCAUUUUUAUCAACGCUCUAAGAAGGAAGAAUAAUCAACUACGUUUCGUUUCAUAGAGAUUAAUGAAGUUUUAAUUAAUCAACCGUAAUAGUUUUUUGUUUUAUAACUGUACGAAGGAGUCGAAGAUUUAUACAGAAGUUGAAAUCAGCAUCAUAUUAAAAAUCUCAUUUUCUGGUGGAAGAUACAAGAAAAUUAAUUAUUUUGACGAAAUCCGGAAGAAGUAGUCGCUGCUCGCUAGCUGUCGUCGAAAAUAUACAGAUACCUAUUCUAUUAAGAUAGUGAAAGAGAUAGAGUAUUAAGGUACAUGCCGUCCGUUAGUAAACGACAAGAUAAACUCAAUUCGCGAAUUACUAGACGUCCUCGUCGCUCGGCACAAGGCGGACGUGAUCGAAAGAAGAAUAUCUUUUCUAAUCUGAUUAGUUUCGUUUCGGAAAAGGCUCGCGAAGGCAAAAUGGCACUUACGUUAUUGAUGAAUUUAGCUUUCGAAAUUGUUAAAAAGAACGUUACCGCUAAUAACUUGAUGGCCACGUGCGUUAUUGGCACCUGCGUCUUUCUCUCAAGAUACACUAUCCUGUUUUUGAAUCCGAAUAACGAGGAGAUUAUCAAAAAACUCGAUACAAUCACCCACAAGUUGGAAUUAACAGAAAAUAACCUCAAACACGAAAUCGAUUUACUCCGCAAAGACGUCGAAUUGCUCAAAGUUGAAUCUACCUCACAUCUGAACGCCAAUCUUGAAGACAUCAAUAAGAAUAUUAAUUCCCAAUACGGAAAGUUACACGGUUCAGUAACGAAAUUACGAAGCGACACGGGUAACUUCUUCAGUUCGAUGAUGUUUAAUAUUGUUGAGAAAUUCCAGGAAUUAACUUAUGCGAUUAUAAGAAACACGAAUAUGUCGAAUACGGAUGGUCAAAGGCUACAGGAAUAUUUUACCCGGCAAGAUAAUAAAUGUUUUAGAGAUCUUGAAGCUUUCGGAUUCAAGAAUUGGGAUGGUCGUUGCCUGAGACGAUGAUGCGCGUAAAAUAUAAUAAUUUCGAAAGCGAAUAAGGUAUUUUUAUUUCUUUAACAUGUACUCAUUUUUAUGUUUAGUCUGAUUAAUGAUUUGUGUAUCAUGUGAUGUAUUUUUAUAAGAUUUUAAAAGUUGUCUCCAAAACUACCUAUGUCCUUUUUUUAUUUGUAUUGUGAUAUCCUACUUAUUUUAGUUAUUCAUUUUUAUGUUGUAAUUUCAAUUCAAUUUUUAAAUUCGUACAUCUUUUUUUAAAAAAAAAAUCGUUUAAAAUAAACACGUAGAUGUUAAUGCAAUACAUGAAAUAUUUUUAAUAAUCCAA